AUGUCGAAUAUUGGUUUACAAGUUCGUCAGGCCGUUCCAUCCAUCGAUCCCGUGGUUGCAGACUAUGCCGUUGGAUAUAUCCAACAUGUUUCGCAUGCCACAGAAGAUUCAGUUUCUUCGCAGCAGAUUCAGAUCGAUGAAGAGAUGGAAUUCGUCAAAGAGUUGCUUUUGGACGCAGGAGGUUCGAAGGAAAAGGUAUCCCAUUUGACUGAAGUGUUGUGUGAACAAUUGUCGAAGAAAUUGGAAAAAAACAUGGCCAGAUUGGAAGUCACUGGAGACACUUCAAAGAGACUUUUGGAUAUCAACUUGUUGAAACAGACCAAUUCAAAGAGAGAUAUCAACUCGUCGUUGGCUCUUUUGGGUGCCAGCAACGAUAUUGAGCACACUGGAAGAAAUAUGGAAAGUAGAGUCGAUAAGACAAAAUUGGAGAAACAAGAAAGAAAGAUCGCCAAGAAGGUGGCUAAGAGAAAUAACAAGUUUGUUCAGUAUGAAGCCUCUAAAUUGUUGAACCAGAAGAAGGAUGAUGACUACGACUCUUUCUUCCUCGAAAUCAAUCCCUUGGAUUUUGGUUCUAGUGCAGGAAAAUCGAAGGAUAUCAAGAUCGACAACUUCGAUUUGUACGUCGGAGAUGGCCAAAGAAUCUUGAGUGAAGCUAGUUUGACUUUGGCUUACGGUAGAAGAUAUGGUCUUGUAGGACAGAACGGUAUUGGUAAGUCGACAUUGUUGAGAGCGCUUUCUAGAAGAGAAUUAAACAUUCCUAAGCAUAUCACUAUUCUCCAUGUGGAACAAGAAAUACGAGGUGACGAUACCCCAGCUCUCCAGAGUGUGUUGGAUGCCGAUGUGUGGAGAAAGAGUUUGUUACAAGAGGAGCAAAAGAUCAAUGAACGUGUAAACGAGCUUGAAAGGUUGAGAGCCGAAUUCGAAGAAGAAUCAAACGAAGUAAGAAAAUUGGAUAACGAAAGAGAAGACUUGGAAGCACAUUUGCAAGAAGUUAGUGAAAAGUUAUAUGAAAUGGAAUCAGACAAGGCCGAAUCCAGAGCUGCUGCAAUUUUGUAUGGUUUGGGUUUUACCAAAGAAACGCAGAAUUUGCCUACUAAACAAUUUUCUGGUGGUUGGAGAAUGAGAUUAUCGUUGGCUCGUGCAUUAUUCUGUGUACCAGAUUUAUUAUUACUAGAUGAGCCUUCCAAUAUGUUGGAUGUUCCUUCUAUUACAUUCUUAGCAAACUACUUACAAGGCUACCAGUCAACGGUGUUGGUUGUUUCCCACGACAGAUCGUUCUUAAACGAGGUAGCCACAGAUAUAAUACAUCAGCAUUCAGAGAGAUUGGACUACUAUAGAGGUUCCAACUUCGAUUCCUUCCACUCUACAAGAGAAGAAAGAAUCAAAAACCAACGUCGUGAAUACGAGAAUCAAAUGGCAUACCGUAAGCAUUUACAAGAGUUUAUCGACAAAUUCAGAUACAACGCUGCGAAAUCUUCCGAAGCACAAUCGCGUAUCAAAAAGCUCGAAAAGUUACCUGUAUUGGAAGCUCCCGAAGAUGAAAAAGAAGUCACUUUCAAAUUCCCAGACCCAGAGAAGUUGUCUCCCCCUAUCUUGCAGAUGCACGAUGUCACCUUUGGUUACGAACCCUCCAAAGUGCUUAUCAACCAUGUGGAUUUGGAUGUGCAAAUGGAUUCGCGUAUUGCUUUCUGUGGUGGUAACGGUACUGGUAAGACGACGUUGUUGAAGUUGUUGAUGGAGCAAUUGACACCACUCGAUGGUUUCAUUAGCAGAAAUGGCCGUUUGAGAAUAGGUUACUUUGCCCAGCAUCACGUCGAUGCCAUGGACUUGAACCUCUCAGCUGUGUCGUGGAUGUCGCAGACUUUCCCAGGUAAGACUGACGAAGAAUACAGAAGACAUUUGGGUGCUUUUGGUAUUACUGGUACUUUGGGUUUGCAGAAAAUGCAAUUAUUAUCUGGUGGUCAGAAAUCGAGAGUUGCUUUUGCUGCUCUUUGUUUGGCUCAACCACAUAUUUUAAUUUUGGAUGAACCUUCCAAUCACUUGGAUACUCAGGGUUUGGAUGCCUUGGCUGAUGCAUUGAUUAACUUCCAGGGUGGUGUUCUUAUGGUUUCGCACGAUGUUGCAAUCAUAGAUAGGGUCUGUAACGAGAUCUGGGUCAGCGAGGAAAAUACCGUUAAGAGAUUCCCAGGUAACAUUCACGACUAUAAGAAACACAUCUUGGCUUCUGCCGAUGUUGCUGGUGUUGUGAGAAAGCAUUAGUAGAAGUAUUUAAAGAAUGAAGGCUCAUGGAUCU
This is a messenger RNA of Scheffersomyces stipitis CBS 6054, 2293 nucleotides long. It is a transcript of the gene GCN20, whose product is annotated as putative AAA family ATPase. Gene Ontology annotation, molecular function: ATP hydrolysis activity; ATP binding. The coding region runs from base 1 to 2259 and encodes 752 amino acids. The record is from RefSeq and is a predicted model, not a curated record. The transcript has a single exon. Lineage: Eukaryota; Fungi; Ascomycota; Pichiomycetes; Serinales; Debaryomycetaceae.